Penicillium samsonianum is the source of this 411-nucleotide messenger RNA. Its product is annotated as Retrotransposon polyprotein. The record is from RefSeq and is a predicted model, not a curated record. Bases 1 to 411 code for a protein of 136 amino acids. NCBI's taxonomy places the organism in Eukaryota, Fungi, Ascomycota, Eurotiomycetes, Eurotiales, Aspergillaceae. The transcript has 2 exons.
AUGCACCUAGACGUGAAUAGCACCAAGAUCCCUAACGAAGCCGGUAAGGUGAUUUUUAUAUCAACCUACUUGCGCGGCCAAGCAUGGGAUUGGUUCGAACCAUAUAUCCGUGAUUACUAUGGAAAGGAUCCUAAAGAAUGGUCAGCGACCACGAUAAAUAUCUUUAGUGCAUACCGCCAUUUCCGCGAAUAUCUUGAGAACACGUUCGGCGACAUCGAUAUAAUCAUCUCUUACUUAGAUCUGCCUAACCGAGCGUAUAUCCCGUACUUCGAAGCCGGGCUGAGAUCUAACGUUAAGGACGAACUAGCGCGAAUCGAUCGACUAGAAACGCUGGACCAGCUUAUCAAGGUCUUAGUCAAGAUCGAUAAUCGCAAUAACGAGCGACGAUAUAAACGUCGAGAGAUAGAAUAA